AUGAUCUGGUGCAUUUUGGGUUUCCUAAUAGAAAUUCUUGGAGGAGUUGUCUACCCAGCCUUCAAAACAUUAAGUUUUGUGAACGAAACCAAGCAAGACUAUGACAAAGAUUUCAUGACCUGGACUUUCUAUUGGUUUGCUUUUGCAGUACUUCAGACAUUGGGAUGGUAUUUGGAUUCGACCUUAUAUAUCCUAAUUCACAAUAAUUAAUAAAAAAUGCCUUAUUAUUAAUGGUAAAUUAUUAUUAUUAUUAUUAUUAUUAAUAAAUAGUAUGCAAUUUUUAAGAUUUUAGUAAUCAUCCUAUUGGUUGCUCCAAAAGUAGGUGGAUCAAUACUCGUAUAUAACACUUUAAAGCAGUUUGGAGGCUCAUAUGUCGAAGUCGUCAGCGCAAAGAUCAGAGAAUUCACUCAGAAGAAACAAGAUUAA
Blepharisma stoltei is the source of this 426-nucleotide messenger RNA. Lineage: Eukaryota; Ciliophora; Heterotrichea; Heterotrichida; Blepharismidae. The record is from the annotation of a GenBank genome assembly.